Molecule: messenger RNA, 7098 nt
Organism: Mobula hypostoma (lesser devil ray)
Lineage: Eukaryota; Metazoa; Chordata; Chondrichthyes; Myliobatiformes; Myliobatidae
Gene: lrrc28
Product: leucine rich repeat containing 28
Exons: 11
Coding region: 251-1351 (366 amino acids)
Molecular function (GO): protein binding
Source: RefSeq, a predicted model, not a curated record
UGCAAGAUAAAUGGACUACAGUCCCCAAAAUGCAUAGCGAGCCACCGACCAAUCGGAAGCCGUUGUGCUUCCGGUUACGCGAUUCUGCUGUUUUAUUGACAAAGGCGUAAAACCAGAGGUGACAAUUAGCGGUAUGAUAUACUAGUAAGAAGCUAUGUCUGCAAUGCUGUUGUACAGUUACCUAGGACUUUUCUUUUCAAAGGAACCAUGAAUAUAUGAUAUAGUGGCUACGGCUUAAAAGAACUUGAUCAUGAACACUGACCUGUGGAAAACAAUCACUGUUGCCAAGCAGGAGAAGCACAGAAAUCUGUAUCUAAAUUACAAGAACCUCCGCAAAUUCCCUCAUGAAUUACUGAAAGAUGGUGGCUCACGUCACUUAGAACAUCUCUAUAUGAAGAUGAAUUCAUUAACAACUCUGCCAGAAAACCUUGGACAGAAGCUUCCAAAUCUUAUUGAAUUAUAUUUGCAUUCCAAUAACAUAGAAGCAGUUCCAGAAGCAAUUGGCACCCUGGUUAAACUACAGACUCUGGAUCUUAGUAAUAAUGCCUUGGCUAUCCUUUGCCCUGAGGUUGGUCAGUUGAGAUCUUUACGGCAUCUGCGAUUGGCAAACAACCGACUGAAAUUUCUUCCUUCUGAAAUUGGAGAUCUAAGAGAACUGCAGACCCUUGAUGUCUCAGCCAAUUGCUUGACUGCGUUGCCAGACACUCUUCAUUUAUGCUUUUCCCUGCAGUAUUUGUCUGCCGACCGGAACCAGCUUAAAGAUAUACCCAGGCAACUUUGCAUGCUUACAAACUUGAAAGAACUCUCUGUAACUAGCAACAAUUUAAAAUGUUUACCACAAGAUCUGGGGCGAUAUCCAGAGCUUCAAUAUGUGUAUGUAGACAACAACAUUCAAUUAUGUGGACUACCAUCUUAUCUCUAUAACAAAGUUAUUGGCCACAGUGGUUGCGGUUCCUCAACACAAGAUGAAGAUGUGAAGCUGUCAUUUUCCCAUAAACAGAUGACCAUCAUUCUGCCAGAUGAAAUCCUGGGAAUAGGAACAGAAAAUGACCCUGUGCCAACCCUUCAAGAAAUGGUUAUGAGAACUAUCUACAGUGUUUUCCGAAUAUCUGAUAAAGGUCUGGAAAUCUUGUCCCCAAUCUCAUUACCUAGGAAUCUGUACAAGUUACUAUUCUACCCACUGGGACAUUGUCAUCACUGCAGCAAACCAAUGUUUACCAUUGUCUAUCCUAAGUGUUAUCCUCUGGUGGAGACCCCUAUGGCUGCCUUGUAUAAUGGGAGAACAAAAAUGAGCUUUGUAGCGUACUGCUGUUCUGUCAAGUGUCUACAGCUUUUUGACUUGCUCAGAUGAUAGACCUCAUAAUGAGGAAUGAACUACUGCCAGCACUUAGAAGAGACAUUCCAGGGUGAAGCACUCUGUGAUGACCCCUUAUGAUUUGCAAAAAUCUGUGCCAAAUUUUUGGGAGAUGGUCUGCAAAAAUGAUAGUUACUUUUCAAUUUGUACUAAUAACUGUUACAUUUCCACACAGUUGUGCAAAUUCUUAAUAUUAAUGAAACUUACUGUCAUAAUUAGACAUCAAGAUGGUUUGAGACUCUGUCUUCUGUAAGUUAAUGAAUAAUAUAAGCACCAGGCGACAAUGUGCAAACUAAUAAAUGAAAACCAGUUUGGCUUAAAGAAUUGAAGGAAAGAGCUAACUUUGUUUGAAGUGGUUAAUUACAGAAUUUGAAUGACUUUCUCCAUAAUUUCCUUUGUUAUUAAAACCUAGGCAUUACCUUAUAUCCGAUAAUAUACCACAAUUUGUUUCUCAAAUAAAAUAGGUCAUGAAACAGUUAUGAGCAAAUUGUACAGUAUGGAUUAUCCUGCAUUACAGGGGUUGCAUUUAUAGAAAAUAGUCUGUACCACAAUUCUCUGUAAAGCAAAGCAGCGAAAUCUGCACUUGCUCUAAGAAACACAAGUUUAAAAAUUGUUUAUUUAUUUCCUUUCUGAUCAUGUAAUUUUCAUGAGUGUGAUUUUCCUUCAUCAGCUCAAAUUUUUUGGUUAGUGAUUUGUGAAUUCUCUAAGGGUAAAUUUCCUUUAUCCAAUAGGCUUUAACACAUUAUUACAGCUGUUAUAGGAUCAUUAUUAUUACAACCUGUCUGUAAUAAUUUUGCAACCAUGGGCAGAUUGAAGGGUCAUUUAAAAACAGCUUUCAGUAAUUCUGGCUGAAUAACUAAUCCUUGAAGAUAUGGCAUUAUCUUAUGUUUGUAAGUAAUGCAAAAACUUCCAUACUUCAGGAUUUAUAUUUUAGCUGUUAGUAUUUACAAAGGCAAUUGUCUCUUUGCAGAGUUACUACAUUGUAGAAACCUGUUCAUGUGCCAUUUGCUGCUUGUACAUGACACUUGUGGGGAAGUGGGAAAUCUGAGUGGCAUGCAUUAUAAAGCUGUACAGAUUAUUGGUUGUUGGUUUGAUGCAUCAUGUACACAAAGUGAAUUGAUUUCAUUAACAGUAGCAAAAGGAGGAACACAAGUUUUGACCUGUGAACAGAGUGUUAAAAAUCAGACAUGGUUGGCAAUUGUUAACCUGCUGCAUUGAAAAAUUAAUAACCGAGAUUACUAGAUUUUGAUGAUAUAAUGUCAAAGGAUUGAAUUGCUUUUUCUCACCUCUGACAUAAUUUACGAGUGCAUUAUGUAAAAUGUAGGAAUUAUUUGAGGAGGAUUGGUCUAAGUAGUAGUGCGAACACUCGAAUCGAGUAUGAUGUUCUUUUGGUGGGAGCUCAGUUAGCUGUAGAGGCUGAUUAGAGAUCCACAUAACCAGAAUGUUAGGAUGGAUUUCCUUUCAUGGAGAAUGCCUGUGUGUGACUUUGUUUAAUGUGGCUGCCACCACACAGUUCCUGACUGAUUGGGGUUGAGGUCUAGUGGUUUGGAGAGCAAGGCGACUGGGGACCCUUCACUGCUGCUGGCAGCUCCACCAUUGAGGUCUUGGGUGUUCACUCUGUGCCUGGAACCUCUCCCUUGACCUUACCGCCAUGAGGAACCCUACCAGGAGCUAAACUCCAGACUUGCUCUCAGGAUCUCCACCAUGACAAGGUGACAGUCCUCAGAGAAGGCGAUCCUUGAUCUAAGAGAGAACUACACGUUAACUCAGGUAUUUCCAAAACAGAAUAAAUCUACUUUUCUUUAAAAUAUGAAGGAGUAAUUGCUUAAGCAAAUAGUGUUCAAUGAAAGCAGUGAUUUCCUAUACCCAUGCUUCAAUGUACAGUAUGUCUGAAUAAAAAUGAUGAAAAUUGGUUUCAGUUCCUUUUUGAAAUGGCCAGUAACUGGAUUACACCAAGGUUGUGCUGCUGACUCGUUCUGCUUCUUUAAAAAGUUCUAAGUACAGCCUAUGGGAUCCUAGGUAAUUGGAGCUGCUUCUAAAUUCUUGGCAUGAUUACUCAAAUGUCAGCUCUGGGUUUAGGCCCAAUACCUUGGAGGAAAUGCCUUUCCUUGUUAUUUUUUUUAAUUUUAAGCUUGUUUUCCUUAACAUCAGACUUCAUGAAUAUGAAUUUCUCUUCCUUGUCUCCAAUUUUGGUGAUCUAAGUCACUCCCAGUCAUCAAUUUUGAAAUGAGACGAAAUGUCUUGAUGGAGGACAGUCAUCCUCUAAAAGUUCAAACUGAAUUUAUUAUCAAAGUAGUUUAUUUCACCGUAUACUUCCUUGAGAUUUGUUUUCUUGCAGGCAUUUACAGGAAAAUAAAGGAAUAUAAGGGAACAUGAAAAACCGUACUUAAAGACUGACUAUCAACUAAUGUGCAAUAGACAAAUUUUGCAAAAAAAAAAAGAAUUAAUAAUACUGAGAACAUAAGUUGUACAGUCCUUGGAUGUGAGUCUAUAGGUUGUGGAAUUAAUUCAGAGUUGAAGUGAAUUAAGUUAUUCACACUGGUUCAGGAACCUGAUGAUUUUAGGGUAAUAAUUGUUCCGGAACUUGGUGGUGGGGACCUAAGGCUCUUGUAUCUCUUGCCUGAUGGUAGUCACGAGAAGAGAACUCUGGAAUUCUCUACCCAAGAGAUCUGUAGUUCAACAUAUUUAAAAGAGCAUAAUAGAAUUUUGCUGCUAAGAGUACUGAGGGAAAUGGGAUUCAGUGCAGGAAAGUUGCUGAUUUUAUUAUCAGGAUUUUAUUACAAAGCAGGUUUAACACUUGAAUGGCCUACUCUUCAUUUUGUUUGUAAAUUUCUGUAUAAACAAGCCUUUUUUUAAAAUCAUUCUUCACUUCAAUUGACUGUUAGAAUUUUAGUUGCUUGUAUACUGUAUAUUUGUGUAGCAUGCAGAGAAAAAUCUUAAUUGUACUGCAUGCCAUCCGUCUCUAAUAGAUGAGGCUCUUUCAUGUCUGAAAAUUCUUUGUCUAGCAGCGCUAUCUGAUCCAUUUUUGCAGGGAAUGGAACAAGCUAAAAACUUUCAUUUGUGUCAGAAAUCCUUCAAUAUUAAUGCUGAAAGUACUGAAAAUUUGACCAGAAAAAUCAUGAUAGUUGAGAUAUUGUAUGAUGUAAUUUGCCAGAUGCAUUUUAUACUUUGUGUUUUGACCAGUUUUUAUUUACCUAUCGAAGCAGCUGUAAAGGCAUUUGCCCAAGUCCUUCUCACAACAGAUCUGUCUUGCUCAUCACUUCACUGACUGGGAGGUUAGUUCAUCAUCCAUUAGCGGCUUGCUCAUAGUCAUUACAUAAUACAACAUGCUGUAUUCCUUGAAAAUGUCAUUUACACUUGGUGGUUGCAAAGAAUCUUAAGUGUGUAUUAAGCCUCCAUUAUCUGCUUUCACAUUCCUUAAUGCUAGCCAAGAUAGUCGAGGUGAGAUAUUUUGAAUGGAAUUCUCUGGUCAGGGAUCUGAAUAUAGAAAUAUGGCUUGUGCACUCCUGGCCCAUUGAAUGGAAAGUGCCAAACUGUCUCUGGUUCCAAACUAUCACUGAUGAAAAGAACUGUUAAUCUUGAGGUAUUUCUCUUGGGAAGAUUUAUAGAUCUGUAGCGCUCAAUGAAAUAGACUUCACCUUGAGCCCACUCGUCUCUUUUCACAGCUUGAAAAGAACAACCACCUACUUUUACCUAGCCUAAUUAUUGUCAGAAUAAAUAGAAACAGCUCCAUGGCUUUUAUGUUGGUGUAGAAUUGAGAUUUAAUUUCUUGGUGCCUAUAUAGUCAUUGAUUCCUCUUCCCAGAAUGAUCUGAGAAUGUAAACCUUUCAAUGGAAUAGUGGUGCAGUAAAAAUUUGAGAGUAGGGCUCCUUUUAUAGCAUGUGGAAUAGAUCAGUUACUUGGCACUUUUAAAAGAUUGUGUUCUUGUUCCAGUUACUUUACUAGAAACAGCACACGUUUUGGCAGUAGUGAAAUGGCCACAAUCCAACAUUAGCAACAGUGGAGCAGCACCUAAAUCUUCUUUCUUUUUGCAUGAUUACAGUAACUACUUUCAUAUGAGUAAAAUUUUGCACACAACCAGAAGCUCACCGAUAAGUAUCAUUAUUGUAGGAUCCAUCAGCUUGGUUUGGUUCUGUCCACCUAAUUUACUGCUUGUGAUAUGAUACAAGAUUCUGAGGAUUUUUCAUUAUCUAGUUGAAAAAAAUCAACUUUUUGGGGGGGGUGGGGUCUGUACCUCUUGAACUGCCUCAUUUAAAGAUAUCAAGUUACAACCAACAGGAAUGUAGUGUUUUAAAAUAUACUUUCAUGUAUUACCAGCCAAGAUCCUUCAAUUAAGGAUGUCUAUUUAAAAACACACAAAAAAAAAAUCUGCAGAUACUGGAAAUCCAUAGCAACACACACAAAAUGCUGGAGGAACUCAGCAGGUCAGGCAGCAUCUAUGGAAAAGGGUCUCGGCCUGGAACGUCGAUUGUUUUCUCUUUUCCUGGCCUGCUGAGUUCCUCCGGCAUUUUGUAUGUUUAUUUAAAACUCGCCGUCACCUGGAUAGUAAAAGUAAUAGCACAAUGGUGCAGCAAUCAGUGUUCCUACCACAUAGCUCUAGUGACCUGUGCAUUACCCAGUGUGUUCCAGUUUCCUCCCACAUCUCAAAAAUGUUCUGGUGGGUAAAUUGCCAUCAUAAAAUACCACACGUGUAGAUGAGUUUCUGAAGUACCAAAGAGGAGUUGUUGGGCAUGUAAAGAAAAAAUAUUACAGAGAAAGAAGAGAAAUGAGACUGGCGGGAUUGUUUUGCAUGGAGCAAGCGUGGACCCAGGGGACCAAAUGGUCUCCUUCUGGGUCAUAAUGACACAAGCAUGAUGUAUGCAUUUCCCUUUGUCCGCUUCCCAAAAACAUUUAGGAGAACUGAACAAAGUUACAGUGUGCAGCAUUCAGUUUUUUUAAACUUCAUUUUUCCCCCUCUCAAUUGCAUACACAUGCACAACAUAUUGGGGUGAGCUUAAGAUGUGGGGCAAGAUCACAAGUGAAGGAAUUCUUGGAUUUGAUGAAAUGUAAUUUGUUUUUGGCUUUCCAAGUUCAAGCCUCACAUUUGAAAUCACAUGUAAGAUUUAUGGUGCACACUUAUUAUGUGUAAAUUUAUCACUUCACUUCAUUGUGAAUAUGCCGUUACUAUAUUUGAUUAUUUGAAAGAUGUGUGCUUUAAAUUUACUUAUCAUCUUGUAAUCCUCAGUAUUGUGGCAAUCCUGCCAUCUAGUAAGAAAACCAGCAGAGCUGGUCAGACAAUUGCUCUACAAUUCUUGUUCCCUUAUUUUGUUUAGCUGUGCUGCAAUUUCAUUCAAAGCCGUCAUUACAGUUAAUCUGAAUGAUGAUGGAACUAGUUGUUUUGAUUCUAUUUUCAUGUAUCAUGUAAGUAACAUUACUAUUAUUUUUAACAAUGUACAAAUGGUUAGUUUCUUUCAUACUGAUUUCUUGAUUUCCUCCCUUCUUCCAGUAUAAGUUAUGGUUUUAGGUACCACACAUGUAGCAUCCACACCAGGACCACCAGACUCAAAUAUAAUUAUUUCCCCAAGCAGUAAGGCUGAUCAACACCUUCACCCACUAACCCACCCCGCCACAUUCCCCACCACCACUACUUUAUCAUUUCUUGUCAGGCACCAAUGUAGUCUAGCGUCACUUAAUGGACAUACAAUCAAUGUGUUUCUUGUUAUUGUGUUAGUUUUCUUCUUGUGUUUUUCUUUGUGCUGCAUCAG